AUUCUCAACAAUAUAUAUCUGUUAUGAUGUUCACUGCACAUAUUCAAUGCUUAGAAACUCUAAUUUUCGAAACCCAAACUUUAAAAAAUAGAAAAAAAAAUUGAGAAUGGUGGGGCUAAGCCUUGUAGCAGUCCUAAGUCUGCACAUAAAAAAUCCAAACCUAAUUGUAAUUGGAGUAUUCAUCUACGGAAGUCUUCUGCGAGUCAUCUUCACCCAUGGAGGCGGACAGUCAUGCGGCUAGAUGGAGGCGGUGAGUUGGAGUGCGGCCGUGCAGUUAGAUGGCGGCGGCUGGUUGGGGACGAAGGGUGGCACCUGGAAGGUGGCGGCUGGUUGGGGACGAAGAUCAGGGCAUGGGAGACGACGCGUAGAGUUUGGGACGACGGCGGCACACAUGGCUCUCCGACAGCUAGACGGCGAAGACGGCUGCUUAUGGGCGAAUGGCGGCACCUGGGAGGCACUGCUGGUUGCGUACGAAAGGCGGGGCUGGUUGCGGACGAAGGGUGGGGCUUGAGAGGCGGCGCACCAAGCUUGGGAUGACGGCGGCGCACAUGGAUGAUGGCUCUCCGGAGCGAGGCGGCAGGUGGCCAUGCAGCAGGACAGUGGUGGCAGGCGGUCGUGGGAGGCAGAUGUGCGGCUAAGGCUAG
Cuscuta epithymum is the source of this 644-nucleotide messenger RNA. The record is from the annotation of a GenBank genome assembly. NCBI's taxonomy places the organism in Eukaryota, Viridiplantae, Streptophyta, Magnoliopsida, Solanales, Convolvulaceae.